Vombatus ursinus (common wombat) is the source of this 3393-nucleotide messenger RNA. RefSeq names its product transmembrane protein 8B (gene TMEM8B). Bases 1 to 2484 code for a protein of 827 amino acids. The record is from RefSeq and is a predicted model, not a curated record. Gene Ontology annotation, cellular component: plasma membrane. The transcript has 14 exons. NCBI's taxonomy places the organism in Eukaryota, Metazoa, Chordata, Mammalia, Diprotodontia, Vombatidae.
AUGACGUUGAGUGGAGGGCCGCUGCUUGGCCGGGUCUUGCAGCUGAGAGCCGCCCCCGCCCCCGCCCCUGCCCCUGGCGCGGCCCAGGGACCCCAGGCGCUGCCUCUCUCCCAGCCCCUGUCCCUGUCCCUCUCCCAGCCUUGGCUCUGGUCUGGGCUCCAACUGCCACCUUCACUGUUCUUGCUGCUGCUGCUGCUCUUUGUGCUGUGCCCAGGGGCUGGGGGCCUCUUCCUGACUGAUUACUCCACCUGCUCACCCCGAAAGCUGAGUCCUUUCCGCUCCUUUGCCAGCACUGAGCUGUUCCACUUCCAUGUCCCUGAGGACACGGUCCUGGCUGUCUGGAACCUCAUCAUCUUCAAGGAGCAGGGGGGCACCUUUGGGGACCAUUGCCCAGACCAAAGUGUGACUGUGUAUUUCCGCUCAGGGGCACCUCCUGUAAUAAACCCUCUGAAUACACACUUUCCACCGGACACAGUGGUGCCAGGGGUCUUCUCAUUGACUCUCAGUUGGACGUUGCCCAACCGAACCUCAGGAAUCUUCAAUGUCAGCAGCCCCUUGCCUGGGGACUGGUUCCUGGCUGCUCACCUUCCCCAGGCCCAUGGACGGAUCUCUGUCAAGGGUCUACAUGAUGAGUGCCAGUACCUCCUUCAGCCACAGUUGAUUGUCCGUCGAUUGCUUGAUGUUGCUGUCCUGGUUCCUGGUCGUCCCUCAGAGCAAACUCUUUCCUCUCAUAACCGUUCCACCCUGUUCAAGGUCUUUGUCCCCAGUUUCACCUCCAGGGUCUCUGUCCAGCUGAAGUGUGUGGGAUCUCGUGGGGGCUCUGGCUGCCCUCUGAUGAUGCAUCUGCGCCCCAAGGCUCCUCCCCUGCACAACUCAACCUCUGUGGCCUGUGGGGAUUUGGCGCCAUGUGGGCUGGAGCUGGCCCUGCCUCCUUGGGGGGACUGGGUCUAUGUACGUGUGGAGGCACCAAGGGGUCUUCCUGGAACCCUUCGAUUCCAGCUGUGUGUGCAGCUACAAGAGUGCCCCCAACAUGGCCUGUCUCGAGCCCUGGUACCUGGAGCAGCCAUGAACAUGCCCCAGUCUCUGGGCACUCAGCUGCCCCCUCAGGAGAUACCACCCUUGGGAGCCCCUGAGGAAGGGUCUGAGAGCACAUCUCCCCCUGACCACUGCUGGCCAGUGCGUCCAACACUGCGGAAUGAGCUGGAUACCUUCUCUGUCCACUUCUACAUCUUCUUUGGCCCCAGUGUUGCCCUUCCACCAGGACGUCCAGCUGUGUUUGCCUUGAAGCUCCUGCCUGUGCUGGACAGUGGAGGGGUCCUGACGCUGGAGCUACAGCUCAACGUGAGUUCACUGCGCCAGGAAAAUGCCACUGUGUUUGGAUGCCUGACUCAUGAGGUGCCUCUGAGCUCAGGUGACUCUUCUGUGACCUGCUCCACAGAGUCCCUGGCUGGCUUCAUUCUCUCUGUCAAUGCUGCCUCUAAAAUCUCCAGACUUCGGAUCCCUUUCCCCCAAACAGGAACCUGGUACCUAACUCUACGAUCCCUGUGUGGAGCAGGCCCAUGGUUUGAACGCUGUAAGAAUGUCACUGCGGAGGUCCGUCUCCGGACCUUCCUGUCCCCGUGCAUUGAUGACUGUGGCCCGUAUGGUCAGUGCAAACUUCUGAGGACGCAUAACUACCUGUAUGCAGCUUGUGAGUGCAAAGCUGGCUGGCGUGGCUGGGGCUGCACGGACAGUGCAGAUGCUCUCACUUAUGGAUUCCAACUUCUGUCCACACUGCUGCUCUGCCUGAGUAAUCUCAUGUUUUUGCCACCUGUGGUUGUGGCUGUCCGAAGUCGAUAUGUGCUAGAGGCUGCAGUCUACACCUUUACCAUGUUUUUCUCCACGUUCUACCAUGCGUGUGACCAGCCAGGCAUCGUGGUUUUCUGCAUCAUGGACUAUGAUGUUCUUCAGUUCUGUGAUUUCCUGGGCUCCCUCAUGUCCGUGUGGGUCACAGUCAUUGCCAUGGCUCGUCUGCAGCCUGUGGUUAAGCAGGUUCUCUACUUGCUUGGGGCCAUGCUACUGUCUAUGGCUCUGCAGCUUGACCGGCAUGGCCUCUGGAACCUUCUCGGACCCAGUCUCUUUGCCCUUGGGAUCCUGGCUACGGCAUGGACGGUGCGUAGUGUUCGCCGCAGACACUGCUACCCACCCACAUGGCGUCGCUGGUUGUUCUACCUAUGCCCGGGCAGCCUCAUUGCUGGCAGUGCAGUUCUUCUCUAUGCCUUUGUGGAGACGCGGGACAAUUACUUCUACAUCCACAGUAUCUGGCAUAUGCUCAUUGCAGGCAGCGUGGGCUUCCUGCUCCCCCCAAGAGCCAAAUCUGAUGGCAAAGUCCCACCCCUGUCCAGGCCCCGGGGAUGUGGUUACCAGCUCUGCAUCAAUGAGCAGGAGGAGCUGGGCUUGGUGGGCCCAGGGGGCACUUCCAUCAACAGCAUUUGUGCCAGCUGACACCUGUCCCUGGGCAUAAAAUCCUCCCUGGGGACAUUGAGUUCACCCUGGAACACACAGCCCAUCUCUGGGGACCUGGAGCCCUUCUUGAGAAUAUGGAGCUCGUCAACAUGGGGACUCAGAGCCCUCCUUGUGGACACAUGGCUUUGGGGGCACAGAGCUCUCCUCUGGGACAUGGAGUUUGUCCUUGGGAUGUAGAACUCACUUUGGGAGCAACCGUUCCUUCCUGUGGAUGUGGAGCCCAUAGACCCCAGAAAUACUGACUUUUCCAACAACUGUGGCCAUCUAUUGCUUCCAGCAGGAUUCCUCACCCAGUUGCACAGUGUCUCACACUUUGUCUUUGAGUGGAUAUAAAAUAUGGAUGGAGUGGAGGGAGACUUGAGGUGCAGUGGAGUGGGCUAUAACUGGGGUGGCUCCCCUGGAGUGGGCUGUGGUGUAUUUCCAAUGAAAUAUGUGCCAGCUCUUCCUUUAGCCAUACUUUUUUGAAGAAGCAGAGGUUGGGGGUCAGAAAAUAGAAUGUGGGUUAAGGGUCAGAGGUCAGGUGGCAUCUUCUUUGCUUUCCUGGUCCUGUUGAAUAUUCCUAUGGCUAAAAAAGGCCACCCCGAAUGCUAGGCAUCACAUUAGGAAGACAAAACAAAUGAAGCUCCUCCUUACCCCCAUUACACUUGAUAAACCACUAACCAUGUGCACUUCUGGACACUAGAUCUCAGACAGGCAUAAUGGAGCUGGUGGGGACCGAUGAAUGGGCACAGAAAUGGUAGAAUAGGGAUGGGUGGGUGCCCUUAGUUAGGAAAAAUUUACAAAAUCCCAGAGGGUGUGAAGGUGGAGAGACAUGAAACUUGUAACUCAAACUCCAGACCUUAGAAUGAGGGAGAAUACCUUUUUGGAUUUGAGAGAGAGGCAGGUUUA